GUCCGGCAGAGCCAGCGGCCGGAGAGGAGGGGAGGGAGCAUGGAGCCGGGGGCCGGGGGCCCCGUGCGGGCCCUGCUGGGCCGCCUACUCCGAGCGCUGCUGUGGUUGGCGUCGGCCCUGCUCUACGUGGGCAGCGAGCAGGCCGCCCGUCUGCUGGGCAGCGUCUGCCUGCGCCGCCUCUACCACGCCUGGCUGGCCGCCGUCGUCAUCUUCGGGCCCCUGCUGCAGUUCCACGUGAACCCCCGCACCAUCUUCGCCAACCACGGCAACUUCUUCAACAUCAAGUUCGUGAACUCGGCCUGGGGCUGGACUUGCACGUUCCUGGGCGGCUUCGUGCUGCUAGUGGUGUUCCUGGCCACGCGUCGGGUGGCAGUGACGGCGCGGCACCUGAGCCGGCUGGCGGUGGGUGCCGCCGUGUGGCGCGGGGCCGGCCGGGCCUUCCUGCUCAUCGAGGACCUGACGGGGUCUUGCCUGGAGCCGCUGCCCCAGGGCCUGCUCCUCCACGAGCUGCCCGACCGGCGCAGCUGCCUGGCCGCCGGCCACCAGUGGCGCGGCUACACCGUGUCCUCUCACACCUUCCUGCUCACCUUCUGCUGCCUGCUCAUGGCCGAGGAGGCGGCCGUCUUCGCCCGCUACCUGGCCCACGGGCUGCCCGCCGGAGCCCCCCUGCGCCUGGUCUUCCUACUCAACGUCCUGCUGCUGGCCCUCUGGAACUUCCUGCUGCUCUGCACCGUCGUCUACUUCCACCAGUACACGCACAAGGUGGUGGGCGCCGCCGUGGGCACCUUCGCCUGGUACCUCACCUACGGCAGCUGGUUCCGCCAGCCCUGGUCGCCCGGAAGCCCGGGCACCGGGCUCUUCGCCCGGCCCAGCCCCGGCCUCAAGCGCAACUGAGGGCAAUAAAGGGGACGCGGGACCCGA
Molecule: messenger RNA, 921 nt
Organism: Tachyglossus aculeatus (Australian echidna)
Lineage: Eukaryota; Metazoa; Chordata; Mammalia; Monotremata; Tachyglossidae
Gene: FITM1
Product: fat storage inducing transmembrane protein 1
Exons: 2
Coding region: 40-894 (284 amino acids)
Biological process (GO): lipid storage; phospholipid biosynthetic process; lipid droplet organization
Cellular component (GO): endoplasmic reticulum membrane
Source: RefSeq, a predicted model, not a curated record